AUGAAUUUUGAUGUAAGGGGUGACGAGGCUCUUCAAGCAGAAAAAGAGGACAAACAAAUAAAUCAAAAGAAUGGCGAAAGAAGAAAUAUAGGCAAAAUUCUUGAUGCUAUUUUGAGCUUGGACAAAUACGACCUACCAUUUGCUCUGGUUGAAGGCAAUGUUAAAAAAAUAAGAAGAACGAUUAGCCAUGGCGAUGAAGGCUCGUAUGAGCACGUUAAAAUUUAUGCAAUCCAAAUAUACUUAAACAAGAUGUACAUUUACCGUCUGUGCCAGUCAAGCCGAGGCAUUUAUGUCUUCGAAAACGUCAUGUCAUUCCAUCUAGCCCGCCCUUUUGGAUUAGUAUCAAACUUUGCUCCAAGAAUCUUAGAAUCUAUGGAAAGUAAAGCUGACAAUUAUUUAAACAGUGACUCUGAUGGCAAUUCUUCUGAAGAAUCAGAUAAUUCUCGCGACACUGCCCAUGCUUCGCCAAAAAAGCAAAAGACUAGAAAAUGA
Molecule: messenger RNA, 492 nt
Organism: Rhizopus microsporus ATCC 52813
Lineage: Eukaryota; Fungi; Mucoromycota; Mucoromycetes; Mucorales; Rhizopodaceae
Exons: 4
Coding region: 1-492 (163 amino acids)
Source: RefSeq, a predicted model, not a curated record